Molecule: messenger RNA, 1269 nt
Organism: Mus pahari (shrew mouse)
Lineage: Eukaryota; Metazoa; Chordata; Mammalia; Rodentia; Muridae
Gene: Dnmt3l
Product: DNA methyltransferase 3 like
Exons: 12
Coding region: 1-1269 (422 amino acids)
Biological process (GO): negative regulation of transcription by RNA polymerase II
Cellular component (GO): nucleus
Molecular function (GO): enzyme activator activity; DNA (cytosine-5-)-methyltransferase activity, acting on CpG substrates; DNA binding
Source: RefSeq, a predicted model, not a curated record
AUGGGUUCCCGGGAGACACCUUCUUCUUGCUCUAAGACCUUUGAAACCGUGAACCUGGAGACUUCCGACAGCUCUAAUCCCGACGCUGACAGUCCUCUGGAAGAGCAAUGGCUGAAAUCCUCCCCAGACCUGAAGGAGGAGGACAGUGUGGAUGUGGUACUGGAAGACUGCGAGGAGCCUCUGUCCCCCUCCUCACCCCCCGAAGGCAGAGAGAUCAUCAGGUACGAAGUCAAAGUGAACCAACGGAACAUUGAAGACAUCUGCCUCGGCUGCGGAACUCUCCAGGUGUACACCCAGCACCCCUUGUUUGAGGGGGGGAUAUGUGCCCUGUGUAAGGAUAAGUUCCUGGAGUCCCUCUUCCUGUAUGAUGAUGAUGGACACCAGAGUUACUGCACCAUCUGCUGUUCCGGGGGUACCCUGUUCAUCUGUGAGAGCCCUGACUGUACCAGAUGCUACUGUUUCGAGUGUGUGGACAUUCUGGUGGCCCCCGGAACCUCAGAGCGGAUCAAUGCCAUGGCCUGCUGGGUUUGCUUCCUGUGCCUGCCCUUCUCACGGAGCGGACUGCUGCAGAGGCGCAAGAGGUGGCGGCACCAGCUGAAGGCCUUCCAUGAUCAAGAGGUAGCAGGCCCUAUAGAGAUAUACAAGACAGUGUCCGCGUGGAAGAGACAGCCAGUGCGGGUACUGAGCCUUUUUGGGAAUAUUGAUAAAGUACUAAAGAGUUUGGGCUUUUUGGAAAGCGGUUCUGGUUCUGAGGGAGGAAUGCUGAAGUACGUGGAAGAUGUCACAAAUGUCGUGAGGAGAGACGUGGAGAAAUGGGGCCCCUUUGACCUGGUGUAUGGCUCGACGCAGCCCCUAGGCAGCUCUUGUGAUCGCUGUCCUGGCUGGUACAUGUUCCAAUUCCACCGGAUCCUGCAGUAUGCGCUGCCUCGCCAGGAGAGUCAGCGGCCCUUCUUCUGGAUAUUUAUGGACAAUCUGUUGCUGACUGAGGAUGACCAGGAGACAACUGUCCGCUUCCUUCAGACAGAGACUGUGACCCUCCAGUAUGUCCGUGGCAGAGUCCUCCAGAAUGCUGUGCGGGUGUGGAGCAACAUUCCUGGGCUGAAGAGCAAGCACGCGGUCCUGACCCCACAGGAAGAAGAGACUCUGCAAGCCCAAAUCAGAACCAGAAACAAGCCGGACACCCAGAAAGUUGACCCCCUGGUGAAGAGCUGCCUUCUGCCCCUGAGAGAGUACUUCAAGUAUUUUUCUCAGAACUCACUUCCUCUUUAG